UAUCUCAACUGGCUGUAAGAAUAACAAGAAGAUACCUUCUAAUAACUGAAGAACUUUUAUUCUAUUCUUUCUAGCUCUAGCACCCAUAGAAUUUAUAAGUUCCCUCAGUCCAAUGCAGCUCCUUAGUCACGCUGACUUUCGUUAAACAAACUCAGAUAAAACUUUACCCUUCGGCAAAAUCCUCACUGAGUAAAAUAACACUCUCUUAAUCUUGCAAUAUAAUGUCAACUCACAAGAGAAAGAUUAUUUUGAGCAACGUGACAGUGAAACUUGGCUGCAGCAGCAGUUGCCGACGCCCUAAACUUUCCAGCAUUUUCCACCCUAAGCCCCGCCGCCACAACUCCGCCGCCUUCCACUACCAGAGAACAACCAAGCACCACCACAACCCCGCCUACAACUACUCCUCCUCUAGUUCUUCUAACGCUACUACUACCACCACUUUCUCUCCGGCCUACUACUCCUCCGACACCGAGAGGGACGUUCAAGGCUUCGGCAGGAUCGGCGGCAAGAGUGUCGCCGUCGAGAAAGAUUCCGACGACCCUUACGUUGACUUCCGGCAGUCAAUGCUUCAAAUGAUUCUUGAAAAGGAGAUAUACUCUAAAGACGAAUUAAGAGAGCUUCUUAACUGUUUUUUACAGCUUAAUUCUCCUUACUACCAUGGCGUCAUUGUUAGAGCUUUUACAGAGAUCUGGCAUUCUGUUUUCUCCUUAAAGCCUGGAGUAGUCGGAGCUGAGUUGCCUGUCUUGCAUGGCAGCGGUGGAGGAGGGUGGUGCUCACGUGAUUUUUAGGUGGUGACCACGUGAGGGACAUCUUUUUUCAUAAAGAUUGCUUUUGAGUAUUUCACGUCAACGUGUAUUUACUAGUACAGCAUGAAGAUGUGGGACCCAUAAGUAUUUCUUGGGUCCCAGCAAUAUUUUCUUGUAAUGUGUUCAGCUUUUAAGGGUUAGGCAAAAAGGAAAACCAAAAAAAAAAAAAAAAAGGCAAAGGUGCUGUUUUCACAGUCAUUUUUAUUUACAUCACAGUACAUCCGUCUCAAAAUUGAUGAAGAGAAAAACUGUCGAGAAGGUGGUAAAAAUGCUGUGAAAAUUGUAAUAUUUU
Molecule: messenger RNA, 1098 nt
Organism: Nicotiana attenuata
Lineage: Eukaryota; Viridiplantae; Streptophyta; Magnoliopsida; Solanales; Solanaceae
Product: transcription repressor OFP6-like
Exons: 1
Coding region: 222-788 (188 amino acids)
Biological process (GO): negative regulation of DNA-templated transcription
Source: RefSeq, a predicted model, not a curated record